Molecule: messenger RNA, 806 nt
Organism: Styela clava
Lineage: Eukaryota; Metazoa; Chordata; Ascidiacea; Stolidobranchia; Styelidae
Source: RefSeq, a predicted model, not a curated record
GAAUGCAUUCUUAUGAUAUUGAUGAUAAAACAUGGACACCAAUGCAAACCAUAGAUCAAUCAAUUAUACAGAAUUUACAUUCUGCCGUAGUAUUAGAUUCUUACAUUUAUGUGAUUGGUACAAAUGGAUCGUUUUAUAGACUUGAAUAUGCUGAAUCAAAUGCAAAGUGGGAACAAAUGGCAAAUACAAAUCUUCAUUAUGCUUGUGCAGUUGCACUUGAUGGUUUUGUUUAUGGUAUUGAAUAUCAGAAACACUCAAACAUUAUGGAAAGAUAUGAUCCAUCAAAUAAUAAAUGGACCAGACUAACAAACAAAUCAUUGAUCCUGGCUUAUGAAUCUUUGGUGGCUGCUGAUGGAAAAGUGUUUUGUAUUGCAGGACUGAAACAACAACAUGGAGCAACAAACCAAGUUGAGAUUUAUGAUCCUGUCACAUCAACUUGGUCAAUGGAUAAUAGAUCAUUGAAUGAAGCAAGAUAUUAUGCUUCUGCAACUGCAACAGAGGAAGGAAUAUAUGUUAUGAGAGGUUAUAAUGUUAAUGGAAGCUCAAUUCUUGCUACUGUUGAAUUUCGUUCAUCUGUAAUGAAAACCUGGAUGAUGUUGAAACCGAUGAAAAAUGCAAGACGAGACUUCAGUAGUUGUGUGAUUGACGGGAAAGUUUAUGUCAUUGGUGGAAAUGGAAAUCCUGCAUAUAUAGAGGAAUAUGAUCCUGAAACAAAAGAAUGGGAAAUAAUUGGAACAUUACAAGGAAAAAAUAUUUUUCCAAGAGCAACUGUCGUAAUUUCUAUAUAACAUUGAUUGCUUACUGAA